AUGCAGAAAGAGAGCUGACGUCGCUCUCAUCACCGGCGGAAUUGUGGCGUUUUUAAACUUUUUUAGCACAUUUUUUGCCAGUAUGGCCUCGUCCAAGACGCUUGAGAUCACCCAGGAAGCAUGGCUCGACAAACUACAGAGUCUCCACAUUACACGCUCAGAUAUGAACAAACUCAUUAUGGACUACCUGGUCACUGAGGGCUUCAAAGAGGCAGCGGAGAGGUUCCAGGACGAGUCUGGUACCCAACCUGCAACCACCCUAGACUCUAUGAGUGAGAGGGUUAUGAUAAGAGAAGCAAUUCAGGAGGGCAGGAUAGAGAAAGCCAUAAGUCUGGUCAACGACAUCCAUCCAGAGCUACUAGACAAUGAUCGUUACCUUUAUUUUCACUUACAACAACAGUACCUCAUUGAGCUGAUCCGAAAUGGUCAGCUGGAGUCGGCCCUAGAGUACGCCCAAACUCAUCUGGCAGAGAGGGGAGAGGAGAAUGUUGAGAUCUUACCGGAGUUAGAGCGAACACUAGCCCUCCUUGCGUUUGAGAAUCCCGAAAUGUCACCCUUUGCUGAUCUAUUACACCCCUCACAGAGACAAAAGGUCGCAAGUGAAUUGAAUUCCGCCAUCCUUGAAGCUGAGAGUCGAGAGUCCAUGCCCAAACUUGCCCAUCUCCUUAAGCUCCUGCUGUGGUCACAGGAGCAACUCGACAGUAAGAAAGUCAAAUUCCCAAAAAUGAAGGACCUGGCAAAAGGAGAGUUUCAGGGACCAAAAUGAGGUGGAUGGUAGGCGUUUGGACGUAUUUUCGUGUCACAGACCAGGGCCCAAUUCUAAGCUUACAAAUUCUACGCUUACGAUCAUGAUUCCCCGCUUACCUUGUAAGCGUAGAAUGCCUAGUAACAUGGAGUAGAAGCCAAAAUUCAC
This is a messenger RNA of Asterias rubens (European starfish), 913 nucleotides long. RefSeq names its product glucose-induced degradation protein 8 homolog. Gene Ontology annotation, biological process: positive regulation of canonical Wnt signaling pathway; proteasome-mediated ubiquitin-dependent protein catabolic process. The record is from RefSeq and is a predicted model, not a curated record. Lineage: Eukaryota; Metazoa; Echinodermata; Asteroidea; Forcipulatida; Asteriidae. Gene Ontology annotation, cellular component: nucleus; cytoplasm. Gene Ontology annotation, molecular function: protein binding. Bases 83 to 766 code for a protein of 227 amino acids. The transcript is spliced from 5 exons.